This is a messenger RNA of Panicum hallii, 1366 nucleotides long. Its product is annotated as phospholipase A1-II 1. NCBI's taxonomy places the organism in Eukaryota, Viridiplantae, Streptophyta, Magnoliopsida, Poales, Poaceae. Bases 31 to 1224 code for a protein of 397 amino acids. Gene Ontology annotation, biological process: lipid metabolic process. The record is from RefSeq and is a predicted model, not a curated record. The transcript has 2 exons. Gene Ontology annotation, molecular function: glycerophospholipid phospholipase A1 activity.
GCACACCAAGAAAGAGAAGUAGAAGCACACAUGACAAAGAUGAGCCUGAUAAGAGGGAUUGGAAACAUUUCCAAUAGAUGGAGGGAACUCCAUGGCAUGAAUUAUUGGAAGGGGCUACUUGAUCCCCUCGACCUUGACCUUCGGAGGACUAUCAUCAACUACGGUGAGCUCUCCCAGGCAGCCUAUACUGGGUUAAACAGAGAGAAAAGAUCAAGGUAUGCUGGGUCUUGCCUCUUCAACCGCAGGGACUUCCUCAGCAGGGUAGAUGUAUCAAACCCAGAUUUGUAUGAGAUUACAAAGUUCAUAUAUGCAAUGUGUACAGUCAGCUUGCCUGAUGGCUUCAUGGUCAAGUCUCUGUCAAGGGCUGCAUGGAGCAGGCAGUCAAAUUGGAUGGGGUUUGUUGCAGUAGCUACAGAUGAGGGUAAGGAAUUACUUGGGAGGCGGGAUGUGGUGGUGGCGUGGCGUGGGACAAUACGGAUGGUAGAGUGGAUGGAUGAUCUUGAUAUUUCCUUGGUGCCUGCUUCAGAGAUAGUUCUUCCAGGCAGAGCAACUAAUCCCUGCGUGCAUGGAGGGUGGCUUUCUGUCUACACAAGUGCUGAUCCAGGGUCGCAAUACAAUCAAGACAGUGCAAGAUAUCAGCAGGUGUUGAAUGAGGUCAAAAGGAUACAGGAUUUGUACAAGAACGAGGAGACUAGCAUCACCAUAACAGGUCACAGCCUUGGGGCAGCACUUGCAACAAUCAACGCCAUCGACAUCGUCUCCAAUGGCUACAACAAGAGCUGCCCUGUGUCCGCAUUUGUCUUUGGAAGCCCUAGAGUUGGCAACCCCGACUUUCAGAAAGCAUUUGACAGCACAACGGAUCUGAGAUUGCUCCGAGUUAAAAACUUUUCUGAUGUGGUCCCAAAAUGGCCAAAGCUAGGAUACAAUGAUGUCGGUACAGAGCUAAUGGUCGACACAGGGGAAUCACCCUACCUGAAGGCCCCUGGAAACCCCUUAACUUGGCAUGACAUGGAGUGCUACAUGCAUGGUGUUGCUGGGACGCAGGGGAGCAGUGGAGGGUUCAAGUUGUUGGUUGAUCGAGAUAUUGCCUUGAUCAACAAACAUGAAGAUGCACUGAAGAAUGAGUAUUCAAUUCCAUCAUCAUGGUGGGUGGUACAGAACAAAGGUAUGGUGAAAGGCAAGGAUGGCCGGUGGCAUCUGGCCGACCAUGAGGAUGAUGACUGAUGUAGCCUAGCACUCACCAUUUACUAGUUUGUUACAGGGUCAGCUGUGCUUGUAUAUUUUGAUGGAUUAAUUAUCUCAUUGAGACAAGAAGUUACAAUUCACGAGCUCAAAAGGCAAAAUAAUGAAAACUACUUUGUGUGUC